This is a messenger RNA of Pyrus x bretschneideri (Chinese white pear), 1265 nucleotides long. Its product is annotated as probable WRKY transcription factor 65. Gene Ontology annotation, biological process: regulation of DNA-templated transcription. Bases 225 to 1064 code for a protein of 279 amino acids. The record is from RefSeq and is a predicted model, not a curated record. Lineage: Eukaryota; Viridiplantae; Streptophyta; Magnoliopsida; Rosales; Rosaceae. Gene Ontology annotation, cellular component: nucleus. The transcript has 3 exons. Gene Ontology annotation, molecular function: transcription cis-regulatory region binding; DNA-binding transcription factor activity.
UGUCAAUGUGGCGGCCAAUUUUUAAAGACGCCACCCCUCUUCUCUAACGCCUCCCUCCGCUUGUUUCUUCUUCUUCUUCUUCUAAACCCCCCAGCAUCAAAUCAGAAGCUCUGCCAUCUCUCUCUGUCUCUCUCUCUCUCCCCCUCCGUCUCUGCUCUGAGCAGCCAGUUUGUGUUUCUCUGCAAGCAUCAUCAUCAAAUUCAGAGCUCCGGAAGUUCCAAAAAAUGGACCCCACAUUCUUCAGCAGCAACAGCAAACAGCUUCUGAGCGAUCAGGAAGAGAAUGAUAACACCACCACCUCCACGCCGGAAAACAGCUCAGACUCUCCUCCGCCGUCCACCAAUUUCAGCGACUACUCCAAGAUCACCACUUCCACCUCCUCCCCCAAAAAAAGUGGUCGGCGAGCAAUACAGAAACGAGUGGUGUCGGUCCCCAUCAAAGGCGACAACAGCAACAGCAGCACUCCGCCGCCGUCCGAUUCUUGGGCUUGGAGAAAGUACGGCCAAAAACCCAUCAAAGGCUCACCUUAUCCCAGAGGGUAUUACAGGUGCAGUAGCUCAAAAGGAUGCCCGGCGAGGAAACAAGUAGAGAGAAGCCGCGUGGACCCCACCACGCUGGUCAUCACCUACUCCUCCGAACACAACCACUCUUGGCUCGCCUCUCGCAACCACCACAACAACCACAACAAUUCAAGUUCCGCCGCCGCAACCAAACGCGGCCCCACCAAGACCGAAGCCCCGGAGGCCCAGCAACCCGACCACCAAGAUCAAGACCUAGACCAAGACCAAGACUCCAGGUUCGCGGAUCUAAACCACGAGUUGCUUAUCGUAAACGACGAGUUCGUCUGGUUCGCCGACAUGGAGACCACGUCGUCGAGGGUGCUCGAGAGCCCCAUUUUCGCCGAGAGCAGCAGCUCAGUCGGGUCCGACUCCGGGGACAAGGCGGCGAUGGUGUUCCCCAUGGGAGAGGAGGACGAGUCUCUCUUCGCCGAUCUGGGCGAGCUGCCGGAGUGCUCUUUCGUGUUUAGGUACCGUGGUGUGGGACCACAAGCUCAGAUCUGUUGACACGUCUGCCCUUUUCUUCCAAAACCCUCCAUUUUUAUUUGUCUUUUUUUACACACUCUCUCACUCCCCCGUAAAUACAUUCAAACUAGCAUCGUGCGCCCUAAGAUACCGAAAGUUUUUUUUUUUUAUUAUUUAUUUAACAAUUUUCUGAUUUUAGAUUUUAUUUUUUUAGUAAUAAAAAGAGUUUAAUUAUUUUUUUUA